AUGUGCGAGUGCGCUGGUUUCCGUCCUCGGCAAUCACCAAAUCCCAACUCCGCUGAUGCCUAUAAAAGCCGAAUUCGCCCCAUUCUCGUUCUUUACUGUGAACCACCACUAUCACAACUCGAAGCAAUGAGCGGCAAGUCUACCUCUUCCUCCUCCAAAGGCGGCGACUACACCGUCACCAGCUCUGGUACCAACUCUAACGGCAACCAUUACUGUCAUCGCGAGUACAGCUCAGGCGGGGGAUACCACUACUCCAACUCUGACGGGAGCUACUACUACAACAACCCGAACGGGUCGACGUACUACGAUAACGGGAAGGGCGGUUCAACUUACACCACUCCUGGAGGCUACAAAGUGCAGAAGUAA
Molecule: messenger RNA, 366 nt
Organism: Mycena indigotica
Lineage: Eukaryota; Fungi; Basidiomycota; Agaricomycetes; Agaricales; Mycenaceae
Exons: 3
Coding region: 1-366 (121 amino acids)
Source: RefSeq, a predicted model, not a curated record